Messenger RNA from Rotaria sp. Silwood2, 2981 nucleotides. The record is from the annotation of a GenBank genome assembly. NCBI's taxonomy places the organism in Eukaryota, Metazoa, Rotifera, Eurotatoria, Philodinida, Philodinidae.
UUCUUUCAAUGCUCUUGGCCAUCGAUUCGGUUCUGAUAAUGAUUCAAAUGUUGCUGAGUCAUUGGCAAAUAUAAGAAGACAGCGCAUAUGACGAAAACGUGCAGGUAUUGUUAAAUCAAUACCAUGUUGAUUUUUCCACUUCGAUAUUAGAUCGCCGUUACUUCCUUGAUCGAAGUUUGUUGUUCACCAACAAACUUAAUAACGAUAGGCGAAAAUAAUAUUUUCGAUGUUGAUAUUGGAUGAGUCAUCAGAGGGUGUGCUGAAUCUUAGUUGACGAAAAAUUUCUGUUCGUUGUUGACCUGGUGGGAAAAUGAUACUUCUCGGCCGUUUGUUUGUGGUCUCGUCAUUGUUCAGCUUCUGAUUUCGUGCCGGCAUCUGCUGUUAAAAUAGAUUCAACAUCUUUGGUGAUUCAUAUCCACCGUUAUGAAUAUGAAUCAUAACGUGGAAUAUAUCAAAAGAAAAGAAUAUAGAACGUAAGAAUCGAUGUAUACACGCGCAAACAUUGUAAGCGAAUGAUUAAAAUGUAUCUGUCCAUCUAUUCAUAUACAAGUAUUCCUGCCUAUAUAUGUUAUGUCAGUGGAGCCAUCUCCUGACAUAAGAAGGAUAUAUCCAAGGGGGAAAAGGCGAUACUCCAUCUACUCCAAAAAAGAAUUUGGAGUAGAGCGGAGUACGACUGGAGUAGAGUGGAGUAUCACUGGAGUAGAGUGAAGUAUCACUGGAGUACCACUGGAGUACGACUGGAGUAGAGUGGAGUAUCACUGGAGUAGGGCGGAGUAUCACUGGAGUACCACUGGAGUAGAGUGGAGUAUCACUGGAGUAGGGUGGAGUAUCACUGGAGUACGACCGGAGUAGAGUGGAGUAUCACUGGAGUACAAGUGGAGUAUGGGAAUGCAACGGUGACGAUCAUUCACCGCUUAACCGUCACCGUUUCACCGGUCCAAACUGAUAACCGAGGGUACGGUUCCCGGUCUAACUAUAAUAACCGUACGUACGGUUACCGGUUCAAACCCGUUGGCAAGAAAACACCAUUUCAUGAGAAAAUGACGAUAUUUCAUAAAGGUUGACGAAAGUAAAUCGAGGUCGGAGAAUCCGAAUCUGAAGUCGGUUUUUGAAAAUUUUGAAUUCAAUUUUUUUCACAAAGGCAAGGUUUUUUUAGAAAAAUAAUGAUAUUCUAUAAAGGUUGACGAAAGUAAAUCGAGUUCGGAGAAUUCGAAUCUGAAGUCAGUUUUUGAAAAUUUUGAACUAAUUUUUUUGGGUGAAACGAAGGGUUUUUUGAAAAAAUAAAGAUAUUUCAUAAAGGUUGAUGGAAGUAAAUCGAGGUCGGGGAAUUUGAAUCUGAAGUCAGCUUUUGAAAAUUUUGAGUUUUAGUCUUCACAUAUAAUCUUUUUCAGGAAUAAAUCUUUCUAGAAAAAAAGACGAUUUUCAAGAAGCGGUUUAGUUUUGGGAAGAGAAAAUUGAAAAGUUCAAGGAUCUGAUUUCAGAUUUGGAUUCUUCGAUUUCGAUUUCGAUUUACUUUCUUGAGCCUUUAUAAUAUAUAAUUACUUUUCUGAAAAACCUUUUCCUUUUGUGGAAAAAAUUGAAUUCAAAAUUUUCAAAAACUGACUUCAGAUUCGGAUUCUCCGACCUCGAUUUACUUUCGUCAACCUUUAUGAAAUAUCGUUGUUUUCUUAUAAAAUGGUGUUUUUCUUGCGAAUAGGUUUGACUUGGUAACCGCACCUACGGUUAUCAUCACCGUUGCAUCCCUAGUGGAGUAAGGCUGGGGUACGACUGGAGUACAGUGGAGUAUGACUGGAGUACGAAUGGAGUAUCGGUGGAGUAUCAGUGGAGUAGAGUGGAGUACCGGUGUAGUAUGAGUGGAGUACCGGUGGAGUAGUGUGGAGUAUCGGUGGAGUAUGCACUCCUGGAGUAUCGCCUUUUCCCCCUUGUGUUAUAUACAUGAUUGUUUUCUUUUGAUAAUAUAUUAAUCGAUUCAACAGUCUACAAUUAUUUUAUACUUUGUUUUUUUUUUCUAUUUAGCAAAUCAGGAUAUCCUCACUGGACCUGCAUAUGGGGGAGAUGGAGGCGACUUAUUCAACGAUAUGGACACUAUUGGUGCAGCGGGUUUUACUGCUCCUAAAUCAAUCAAUAUUAAGAAAGCUGCGUGGGUGGACUCCAUUCAAAUUACUUAUCAAACUUAUGGGAAAAAUAUACGUGAAGCACCAAUAAGAGGUGAACUUGGUGGAGAAUAUUGCAGAUUCGACUUAGAUCUUGACGAAAGAAUCGUAAAUGUUACAGGUGCUUCUGACAAAUUUGUUGAUGCUCUACAAUUUAUAACUAAUAAGGGACGAAUAAGCCCUUAUUGCGGUGGUAAUAGUGGUAUACGAUUUACCGAGAGCCAUCCAGGUUAUAUUAUGUCGUUUAUAAGUGGUCGAUCUUAUCAUUAUCUAGAUCAAAUUCAAUUUCAUUGGAUUCGUGAAGAGGUAAAAUAUAUUAUGACGUCAUUAAACUAUGAUUUAAACCAAGUAAAACAAAUACAGAAAGAAAAACCGACAUUUGUCUUCUCAACUACACUUAUUAAUCGUUCGCCGAUAGAACAGAAAAUAUCUUAUACACAUACAGUUACAACUGUCGAAAGUGAGACGUGGACUAUGAAAAAUGAAUUAACGUAUGGUGUGACUGUCUCUAUAAGUUGUGAUAUUCCCAGGCUGGUUGACUGGUCAGUACAAUUAAGUACAACUUAUACACGUGGAUUCGAAUAUGGCCAAACGAAGACUACAGAAACCACACGUGAUCACACAUUAGAAGCACGUGUACCGGCAAAUUCACAAUUAACAGCAACAUUACUAGCCUUGGAUGGAGAAAUCGAGGUCCCCUACACAACUAACUUGGUCAUUGUAUAUGCAGAUGGCACAGAGAUUUCAAAAUCUGAUCAGACAGGAACGUUCACAGGAGUUCAACUUGUUAAAAUGACUGCAGAAUACGGACCAGCAAUACCUAUUUAG